Messenger RNA from Orcinus orca (killer whale), 3546 nucleotides. It is a transcript of the gene GPR31, whose product is annotated as G protein-coupled receptor 31. The transcript has 2 exons. Gene Ontology annotation, molecular function: G protein-coupled receptor activity. The coding region runs from base 183 to 1136 and encodes 317 amino acids. Gene Ontology annotation, cellular component: membrane. Gene Ontology annotation, biological process: G protein-coupled receptor signaling pathway. The record is from RefSeq and is a predicted model, not a curated record. NCBI's taxonomy places the organism in Eukaryota, Metazoa, Chordata, Mammalia, Artiodactyla, Delphinidae.
ACUGCAAGAGGUUUUUUCCCUCUGCCCCGAUCCUCUUUCCACAGACAAAUUUUAGUUUGCCUUUGACUUUAUUCGAUGCUGGUCAGUGUGCUUUCUGUCCUUCUGUGGGAAAGAGAACGAACUCGGGCCUGCGUCCCUGUGCUCCGCUGCGUCAGGCUCGGCCGCGGCGGGGACUUGGCCACAUGCUGCCACCCAACUGCUCGGUGGCGCACAGCUACGCGGCGGAGGUGAGCACGGCCUUGCUGCUGCUGCUGGAGUGUGGCCUGGGCACGCUGGGCAACGCCGUGGCGCUCUGGACCUUCUUCUUCCGUCUGAAGGUGUGGAAGCCCUACGCCGUCUACUUGUUCAACCUGGUCCUAGCAGACCUCCUGCUGGCUGCCUGCCUGCCCUUUCACGCCGCCUUCUACCUGCGGCAGAAGACCUGGGGCUUGGGACGUGCGUCUUGCCAAGGGAUGCUCUUCCUGCGGUCCCUGUGCCGUGGGGCGGGUGUCGCCUUCCUCACUGCCGUGGCCCUGGACCGCUACCUCCGGGUGGUCCACUCGCGGCUCAAAGUCAACCUUCUGUCCGUGCGGGCGGCCUGGGGGAUCUCGGUCCUGGUCUGGCUCGUGACAGCAGCCCUCACUCACCAAAGCGUGUUCCUCUCUGAGGCCGAGUGCCCCAGUUCUGAGCCCAGGACGGAGUCCUCCUUCAGCCUCAUCUGGCAGGAAGCCCUCUCCUUCCUCCAGUUUAUCCUCGCCUUCGGCCUCAUCCUGUUCUGCAGCGCCGGCAUCAUCAGGACUCUCCAGAAGCGGUUCCGGGACCCACACAAGCAGCCCAAGCUGCAGAGGGCCCAGGCGCUGGUGGCCAUGGUCGGGGUGCUGUUCACGCUGUGCUUUCUGCCCAGCUUCCUGGCCCGCAUCCUACUGGCCAUCUUCCGAGGGGCGCUCAGCUGCGGGGUCCUGAGCUCCAUGGUCCACGCCGCCGACGUGACCGGCAGCCUCACCUACCUGCAGGGCGUGCUGAACCCCGUGGUGUACUGCUUCUCGAACCCCGCCUUCAGACGCUCCUACCGCAAGCUCUUCUACACCCUCACCCUCAGGGCCCGAAAGCAGGAAGCAGAGGCUCCCGGCUGUGAGCUCAGAGACUCUUACUCCUGAGGAUGGCCAGCCCCCCACCUCGCGUCCACGACAGCUACCCGGGGGCGCUGAGCCGUCGCGACGGUUAGUUAAGAUUCUGCACUACAAGCUUGAACGCAACUCAGCAAGUGUCACUGUUGUUUACCAGGAUUUCCUUCAGCUAUUUCGUGUUGCAGAGCAGUUCAUCAAAAUGAGCGAGCAGAGCCUCCUUUACGCAAUUCCCAUGCAGGUUCAAUCACUAAAUGACUACGACACAGUCAUAGCUGGAAAAAGAUGCUGUGGUGGACCGGUGACGCGGAAGGUGGUGGAAGGCGGUGUUGCAGACGCGGUCCUGACUCUGUUUGGUAGUAGCCAUCCUAAUGGACGUGAAGUAGAGAAAUGCUUCUUUGAAAAUCGGGAAAUGCUUGAUAACGUCAGAGACUAAGAAGAAGACAUCCCUGUGCCUGGAUCCCGGAGCACCAGACCCAGGCCCACCAUGAGUUCGUUUGUGGCCGCACUGUUCUCUAACCCACCGAGAUCUCACACAGGGUCGUUUCUAAGGCUCUUUUUCACUGAAACCAUAGGCCUGAGGACAAGUGCACCGGGGAUGGUCAGAGAAGCCGUCCCCUGGUUGCAGAGUCGCGCCACUCCUCUCCCAAAUCCCAGCCACAGACGCCGGACGUGCCCUCGGCUCUGAAGUCAGGACCAGACAGGCUGCCGUCCAGCUGGGAGUCCUUCGGCCUCGGCUGGAGCUCAGCCCUGCUGCUCUUUGGCCAAGGGACCUCAGGCACAUCACCUUGUGGAGGUUACGUCUUCAUCUGAAAAGUGAGGGCGACGACCCUGUCCUGGAAGGACGGCUGGGAGGACGGCUGACCACCCAGGGCCAUGUCCUGACCCAUCCACGCUCGAUGUCAUGGGGUCUUCAGUGAAACGGCCCCUGCAGGACAGCAGUCUGUGGGCCGUGAUCAGAAAAAAGGAGAACGGGGACGUGCGAGGCGCCGUCCCACUUCACACUCUUCCCCUCCCCCCACCCAGCACCCACAGCCCAGUCUCUGCCUGCCUCUCUCUGCCGCCAGCCCAGCCCCGUGGCCUCUCCCUCUCACGCGGGGUUACAGACACUCCUCCGUGGUCCGGGCUCUUUUAUCUUCUCUUCCUCUGUAAUCCGACAGGCUUUCCACUAAUCGGGCAGGUGGUCUGAGGGUGUAGAUGGUCUACACUCGCACACACAGGGUGUGCUGAGCCGAGUUUCGCCAGCCAGUACUGGACCCACUUCUAUGCAGCCGUGUGCUGGUACCAGGCUGUCUGGGAAGAGACGACAGCCCUGACUUGCAGCAGUCGAGAGGUGUCAACCCUCCCACGUGGCUGACCUGAAGCUGUGACCAAUCACAGCGGCUUCCCGAGGGCUCCCCGAUGAGUCUGCAGCUGUGGCCCCCUCUCUCCCCCUGUCCUGGCCAUCAGUCCCCGGGAACGAUGUGCAUCUCACUCCCGCACCUCGGGUCACCCGACAAGAAGACAAGGACAAAAUGAAAUGCGCUAAGAAGAGAAGAAUCUCCCGCAGACCUCGGGGCGGGGGGAGAACUUCCCACUAAGGGUUGGCAAGGGGGAUGCGCGGGAGGGUGUGAGGCACCCGUGAUCCCGUGCCAGCAUUUAACCCCGUCAGCCCUGCUCGUUGUCAACCAAAAGUAUCACGCGCCCCUUGUGGAGACUUCUGGAAACAUCCUGCAAAGAGAGCUUGUCUUAAAGGCCACCAAAAGGCCAGUCAAACCCAGGCACCCAGAAGAAACCUAGUGGGAUGCUUGGAAGUGUGAGCUGUAGUAAGCAGAGGAUAACGGAAGGCAAGACCUCGGAUUUCCGAAGAACUAACAGGAAGCAAUGUGCUUCGGCAGAUGGUACGUGAAGAGGCCGGGUAUUCUCAGGCUGGAAUUCCAGCUUCUCCACUUACGGCUUCCAACUGCCCCCCUAGAGCCGCAUGGCCACGCUGUUUGCACGUCUGCAGCGAGGAGGUGAUGCAAGUGUGUGCCCAGGGAGAUUGGUGUGUCCUCUGAGAUGCUCAGCGAGAUAAAACCUCCUGGUCCCACACGUCUGGACACACUGAGCUCGGGGUCCUGGUUGGGUCAGGCUCAGUCCUCCUUUCCCUAAGGAGUGAAUAAAACAGCAUCACAUCUACAGACAGAGGGAACUAAGAUGAUUUUUGGAGAAUAUCUUAAAUGAAAACUUACAAAUGCACGUGAUAUUCACCAAAACUACUACAAGAUCUCCCUUUCACGUAUUUUACUGGAAAAGUAUAUAAUUACACGGAACUUUUUUCUUAAGUGUUCUAAUCAAGAACAGCAUCAGAUGGGAUGAAGUGAGAGAGUGGCAUGGACAUAUAUACACUACCAAACGUAAGGUAGAUAGCUAGUGGGAAGCAGCCGCGUGGCACAGGGAGAUCAGCUCGGUGCUCUGUGAUCAC